UGAUAGGUUUUGUAAUUAGUUUGAAACUAAUUUAUCUUCCCUCCUUCCCAAAUUAAUUCCCGCACAAUCCUUCCGCCCAAUAUUUGGAUUUCCCACACACCAACACCAGAGCUUAACUUCCCUUUCCCUAACCUAAUUUGUUCACUUCUCCCCAGGACCCCAGCGAUUAUCUGUGUUUUGCCUCCAUGGCAUCAGUUCUAGGAAGCAACCAUGAAGGAGAUUCCAGAGCCUGAAAGACAUUACUGGUGUGCUGAGUUGUUCCAUAAAGCAAAUCAAAAUCGCCGGUGAUCCAAGGGAUACCAAGCACGACUAGAGGAUCGCAACUUCAACUCCUUCAAUUUUAGUAAUGGACAGAUCAUGGAUGUACCUUGCACCAAGAUCAAGUCAAACUUUUGUUAAUGGGGUGCACACGUUCUUGAAUUUUGCAUUUGAGAGAGCUUGUGUCAAUGGGGGGAAAAUAAAAUGUCCAUGUACAAAGUGUCUAAAUAUGAAAUAUCAGAGUAGACAAACUGUUCUGGAUCACCUCAUAUGUUCAGGGUUCCGGCCUGAAUACUUGAAUUGGGUAUAUCAUGGGGAAGGCGCAACGGUUGCAUCGAGGAGCACAACCCAUAAUGAUGACGAAGAGAUACUUCGCCAUGAAAUGCAUGAAAUGUUGGAUGAUAUAUUUGAAACAGAAGGUGGAAGUGGAGUGGGGAUACAUGAGAAUGCUUGGAAUAAUAGUCAAGAGACGAACAAUAGAAGAAGCAAAUUUGAUGACCUUGUUAAGGAAGCCGAAGAAAAUGUGUACCCGAAUUGCAAAUACAGCAAGUUAUCUUGUGUGGUGCAUUUGUACCAAAUAAAAUGUCUCGGUGGAUGGAGUAACACAUCUUUCUCUAUGUUAUUAGACUUUUUAAAGGAUUUGUUACCUAAAGGAAAUUUGUUACCUAAAACAACACCACAAGUGAAAAAAUUAAUGGCCGACAUCGGAUUAGGAUAUGAAAAAAUACAUGCAUGUCCUAAUGGUUGCAUGUUGUUUUGGAAUGACAAGGAGAAAGAUGAAGUGUGUUCUUUUUGUGGAUCUUCUAGAUGGAAAGUUCAUGAAGCUAAUCCAGAACACGAAGUAAAUCCUCCCAAGAGGAAGGCUUUAAAAAUAUUACGAUGGUUUCCCUUAAAGCCUAGACUUCAAAGAUUGUUUACGUCAUCAAAGACGUCUAACCUUAUGAAGUGGCAUCAUCUAGAGCGUGUAAAAGAUGGAAAAUUGCGGCAUCCAGCAGAUGCAUUAGCUUGGAAAGAUUUUGAUGAAAAGUUUCCUGAAUUCGCUACUGAUCCUCGCAAUGUUCGUCUAGCUCUGGCAACUGACGGCUUCAACCCAUUUAGGACAAUGAAUUCGGUAAAUAGUAUUUGGCCAGUUUUUCUUAUUCCAUACAACUUACCACCAUGGUUGGUUAUGAAACAGCCAAAUUUUAUUCUUUCUUUAAUCAUCCCGGGUCCUAAAAGUCCUGGAAACAAGAUAGACGUGUAUAUGCAACCUUUGAUUAAGGAAUUGAAGGAGUUAUGGGAGGAUGGAGUUAAUACAUUUGAUGCCUCAACGAAACAAUACUUCAUGUUGAAGGCUUCUAUUAUUUCUACCAUAUCAGACUUUCCAGGUUAUGCCAAUCUAUCUGGGUGGAGCACUAAAGGAGAACUUGCAUGUCCCGUAUGUGGUUUUGGUACUGAAUCCAAAUGGCUAACUCAUGGAAGAAAGUUUUGUUACAUGUGUCAUAGGAGGUGGCUUCCAUCUGACCAUAGUUGGCGUUCAGAUAUUAGAUCGUUUGUUGGACGCCACGAAUUCAGAGUUGCUCCUAUUCCUCCUUCUGGAGAGGAGGUUCUACAACAAGUAGGCGACAUAGAAUUUCUUGUCGACAAUGAUGUUCGUAGUCCAUGGAAAAAGAAAAGUAUUUUUUUUAUGUUGCCAUAUUGGGAGCAUCUGCUGUUGCGUCACAAUCUUGAUGUGAUGCACAUUGAAAAGAAUGUUUGUGACAACAUAGUGGGGACUUUAUUAGGACAAGAAGGAAAGUCGAAAGAUAACUAUAAAACAAGACUUGACUUACAAGAAAUGGGUAUAAGAAAAGAAUUGCAUCCAAAGAAGCGGCCUAGAAGUAGUAUCACUUUCAUGCCAAAAGCUUGCUAUCAAAUGACUCGAGGUGAAAAGGCUCAAUUUUUAACAACCCUUAAGUCAAUCAAGCCUCCUGAUGAAUUUUCAUCCAAUAUCUCUCAAUGUGUACACUUAAAUGAGGGCAAGCUAAUUGGGAUGAAAAGUUAUGACUGUCACAUGUUGAUGCAAGAGUAUUUGCCGAUUGCAUUACGUGGAAGUUUGCCGGAUCAUGUAAGCUCGGUUAUAAUCGAGUUAUGCGAAUUUUUAAAGACCAUUUGCUACAAGGACUUAUCUGAAGUUGAUCUACAUUUUCUCGAGUCUAAAGUUCAUCUCACUUUAUGCAAACUAGAGAAGAUAUUUCCUCCAUCAUUCUUUACUAUAAUGGUUCACUUGGUGAUCCAUCUAACGAGAGAGGUUAGGCUUGGAGGUCCUGUCGCAUUUCGGUGGAUGUACCAUGUUGAAAGGGACCUUCUAAAACUUAAGUCAUACGUUCAUAAUCGAGCUCAUCCCGAAGGAUCAAUUGCUGAAGGCUAUUUAGCUGAGGAAAGUAUAACAUUUUGCUCUAGAUAUCUAUCCAAAGUAGAAACUGUUUUUACUAGAGCAGUUAGGAACGAUGAUGAGGGUCACCAAAAUCACAUCGAAGAAUCCAACAAUCUUUGCCCUGGUCGUGCCUUAGGUCGUAAAUUGGAUUUGGGAGUACCUAUUCGCAAAAGAAGGAGAUCUUCAAAUUCAGACAUUGAUGAGAAGUCUCUCACUCAAGCACAUCGCUAUGUAUUAUUCAAUGUUGAGUCAGUUACACCUUUUCGAGAGGAACACAAACGGAUAGUCAAGGGACAAUACGGUUCUCGUCGGAUACCAGAUUAUGAAAUGAGCAAGAUUCAUGGCCAACAGUUUGCUGACUGGUUCAAGAAAAGGGUUGCACGUUUGGAAGAGCAAGGUGAUGAAGUAACUGAAGAUCUAAAAUGGCUUGCUCGUGGUCCGCUUAGAAGUGUGAAUCGAUACUCUGGAUACCUUGUUAAGGGUUAUCGUUUUCAUACAAAAAGUCGAGAGAAGUCACUAAAAACCCAAAACAGUGGUGUUGUUGUUACUGUAGAAGGUGAAAAUUAUGCUAGUAGUCGAGAUAGAAGGCCUGUUCAAGGUGUGGUUAACUACUAUGGUAAAUUGAAUGACAUUAUUGAGUUAAACUACUCAGGUCAAAUACGAGUAGUUUUAUUCAAAUGUGAAUGGGUUGAUAUCAAUAGGGGCUACAAGAUAGAUAAUGGUGUAACAUUGGUAAAUUUCUCAUACAAGGCACAUAUAGGGGCUAGUUUAACUGAUGAUCCAUUUGUAUUGGCAGCACAAGUUGAUAAGGUGUUCUAUGUCACAGAUCCCAAGCAUAAAGACUGGGAGGUUGUCAGAUUUGUAAAAGUAAGAGAUGUAUUUGACAUGGGAGUUCUUGAUGAUUGCACAUUUAAUGUGCCUAAUUUGCAUAGGAUUGGGGAUGAUGGUGAAGAUGGCAUUGACAUUACACCUGAUAUGGAACAUGAAGUAGAUGUUGAAGAAAACGGCGAUGAGUCUUUUUUUUAAUUAGUUACAAAUAUUAUGUUGUAAACCUUUGAUGUAACUUUGUUUUCGGAAUUUAGUAUUAUGUGGUGAGUAUGUUGACUUUAGGAUGUUAACCUAUGAGGUCGACUUUCUGAUUUAGUUCACUUAGAAUGCUAACUUUCUGUUUGAAUA
Molecule: messenger RNA, 3829 nt
Organism: Helianthus annuus (common sunflower)
Lineage: Eukaryota; Viridiplantae; Streptophyta; Magnoliopsida; Asterales; Asteraceae
Exons: 6
Coding region: 347-3679 (1110 amino acids)
Source: RefSeq, a predicted model, not a curated record